UUAACAAAUGAAUUUGCUUUAAUUAUCGUUAAGGAAUCCGUUUUUGCCAAUUUUUUAUUAAUCAUAUGUACUCGUAUUAUAUUUGUGCUUAAAUAAUCUACCGAUGAACAUGGCAGGAUUGGUUGAUAAGGAAGAACUACAUCUAAUAACCAUAAAAACAAGGUGAAUAAAAGGCUAAGCUCCAAUAUACCAAAAUUAUAGGUACUAAUUUAUAUGUCCAAGAUUUCUAAAAUAUCUUUUCCAAAAUAAUAAGAUAAUAAUCCCAUUUUUUUUUUUUUUUUUUGCUAAAAUAAUAUGAUAAGAAUUCCACAAAUCUUUCCUAAAAAAUAAAAUCCAUAUUUAAAAAAAAAAAUAACGUAUAGUUGGGAAUUGGGAUUUCUAUUACAAGAUUUUGGGGGUGGUUAAUUAAGACAAUGCGUUUCUGGUACGGUGCGACAGGGUGUCUUAUUAGUAACCCCUAAAAUAACCUCCAAGUAACCAACCCCACUUAAGUAACUCUUCUAGUAACCCCCCAAGUAACCCCCAAAGUAACCUCUUAAGUAACCCCUGACCGGACCUAGUAACCCUAACCAACCAAGUAACCUCCAACCUAGUAACCCCUUACCGACCAAGUAACCCCACUUAAGUAACCCGUCAAGUAACCCUUCAAAAAACUCAUCUACUAACCCCUAGUAACCUCCCUAGUAACCCUUAACCAAGUAAGUAACCCCUAAGCCUAUACCACCUCAAAGCUUAAACUCCACUACACCACUACCUGCUGCACCUCACUUAUCACACAAACCACUACCCCACACCCCCACAUGCUGCACCUCACUUAUCACACAAACCACUACAUACCCCACACCACCACCAAUUCCAACCACCACAACAGAUAAGUUUUCUAGGUAAAAUUACACCAAAAUUCAACAGAGAAGUUUUCUAGGUAAAUUAUACCAAAACGAGGAUCCAAUUCUAACUAUAAACUAUCUAUUCCAACUACCACAAUUAGUGUCUACUAAAUAAAAAUAAAGAUCUUAAAAGUGCACAAAUUAUUAUGAGAUCUGGAAGACAAAGAAAGAUGACCGACAAAAUGAAAACAAUGGCGUUUUGUUCGUGUUCAACCGUUAUAUAUUAAGAUUUCGACUUCACCAAAAUACACACCCUCAGAUUAACGCCUUCUCCCAUAAUGAAAUAUUCAACGAAGAUGAAGACAACGACGACGGAGGAACAAAAAUCAAUAGGAAAUAGGAAUGAAAUUGAUGAAUUUGUACCCCAAUCUAUUGAAAUUUGGGGGAAAUGUUAGGGUUUGGAGCUUCGAGGAGACAUAGGUUGGGUUGAAGCUUCAACAACGACGACUAUCAACGAUGGUUGCGGAAUUUGUGUUUUCUGAGUAAAUGAGAUGAAGGAUCUAAGCUUAGAGAAGAAGAAAAGAGGAGAGAGAAAAGAGACAAAAGAAUCAAUUGGUAUUAGGUAUUCCUGGAGUACCUAUUAUUGUACUCCAGGCCCAAUCCAAUAAAUGGGCUAAAAAACCCAGCUUAAAAAAAGCGCGCUAGAAUUUAUUUACCAAAACGAAAUAACAUAAAAACAUACCCUUAUAUUUAAAAAUCCGGAGGAAAAGCAUAUCUAUUUUUCAGUUUUAAAAAAUCGCUCUUCUUUUUUCUCUCUCUAUUUCACUAUUUGAAACUCUUGAAAAUUCUUAAAUUGCAUCCAUCGAAGACAAAAAUUCUCCUCAAGCAUGCCCAAAACUAACCUAAAAUACUUUAAACGACAUCAAGAGAAGAGAUGAUAAUGAAGAUGGAGAUAAACAAUGUGCAGCAAAGUUGAAAAAACAGAAGAGAAAAACUAACAAUGAUGAUGUUGAGAAUGAGCAAGAGCUGCCUAAGAAAAAGAGGGUAAAACAAGUAGCAAGAAAGAAAGGAAGCGUGUCUAGAAAAAUGGCUUUAGUAAAUAAGCAGAAUUGUACAGAAAUUGUUACCAAAGAAACCCCUAUCAAAACAGAAUGUACAAAACGGAAAGCGAUAAUGGAGCCUAAAGAGAAGAAAGGGAAAAUAAAUGAAGUUGUAGAGGUAAAUGAUGGUGAAAGUGAGGAGGAUGAAGGUGUGAAAAUCAAGCGAGAGUUAGGUACAUGUCUUAGGAUCAAAGUUCCUCCUGUUCAAUUCAUGACUGUUUUAGAUAUGAUAAAGGGGAAUAAGGAGUUUGUUGAAGAAGAGGAUGAAGAAGAAAAGAAGAGAAGGAGUUAAAAAGUUGAGAUGGUUAUAGAAAGAACCAAAAAAAAGAUUUUCUUAACCGAUAAAGAAGGCAAGGCAAAUGCUAUAAAGGACAUGGGAUUUAGUCAGUUUUUGGAUCUUAGUUUACCUUUGCACAACACCUCAUUUGGGGCAAACUUGGUGAACAGCUUUGAUCCUGAUGGUUGCAAAAUCUUUCUUCAACAUAAUGAGGUGUUGAAGAUAUGUUUAGAGGAUGUUAAUAGGGUGUAUGGAUUUCCUAUGAAGCCUAAUCUGGAAGAUAUUAUUGAAAAUGAAACUGAAUUUGAAGUUGAAAAAAGAGAUGAAUGGAGUUUGUUUCUUAAGAAUUGGAGGAGUUUUUGUGGAACACAUGAAAGCAGCCCUAUGAACAAAAGGCUGAAUAUAAGGUUGAUUGAAGCCCCUCUAAGUGAUAUGUGGAGAAUGAGCUUUAUUUGUGCAUUGGUCAACACUUGCAUAAGAUCAAACCAAAACAACUUAGUGAGGUAUAAGUUCCUUUAUAAGUGCAUGGAUUUAAAGAAUGUCAAAAACUUGAACUGGAACACGUUUGUUUUGACUAGUUUGAUCAGUGCAACUCAAGAAUGGAAAGCAAAAAAGGAUGGAUACUUCACAGGACCAUUUCCAUUCCUACAGAUAUGCUAUUUUGAUAGAGUUAAAAGGCAAUUGAAAGAAGAGCCAAGAAGAAUUCCUUUGAUUUCUGUUUAGAAUGAAGAAAGAAUCAAGAAUCGAAUAGCAAUUGAAGAAAAACAUGGGUUUGGAAAGGGAGAAAUUCUAUGAUUGAUAGAAGAAGACAAGACAGUUGGAGAAAAAGAAACUGAAGCAGCAAGUAGUUCAAGUCCAUUAACUUUGUUGAAGGUGUUCUUGGAGAGGUUUAGUAAUCUGGCAAAAGUACUUGCCGGAAACUUUGAUGAUUUGAAUGAAAUGAUUGGAGAAGCAAGAAAAUUGCUAUCUGACAGCAACUUAGCCAAUGACAUGGCUGCUAUGGCUGCAAAACUAUUGGAGAAAAAUAGAGUAGUGAAACAACAAGUGUCACAAUCUCCAGAUGUUCGAGAGCCUUCCAUACUCAGUCAAACCACUUAUCCGUUCAAAACAGAGAGCUUUAUAGCAGAAGUUAAAAGAUUUGAGAAGGAGGCUUUAGAGAACUUCAAAAAUCCUCAUAAUAAAAGGAAAAAAUCAAUAUCUCCUCCUUCGUUUAGUCUUCAUCUGAGUCAGUCUCAAACACCUAGUAAUGCUGGUGAUGUAAGUUUGGAUUUGGAUCUCAACAUUGGAACUAGUGUCACAAAUGUUGCUGAAAUUGCAGCACAAGUUCUUACUGAAAAUGAAAUUGCAGCACCAGAUGAACAAACUGAAACCGAAAUUGCUGCAAAAGAUGUUGUUCAAACUGAAACCAAAACUGCUGCAAAAGAUGUUGUUCAAACUGAAAAACCUCUUGAGAAAGUGGCUACUACAGCUACACCAGAGAGGGCAAAAUCUCAUGAGAAAGUGGAUAUUUCAAGCUUAAUGGAAACACCAGUUCUGGAAUCAAUUCAUCAAAUCUUCCCGGGAUCAAAUGAAGAAAAGGAUUGUGGUAAAGGGAAAGGUAAGGAAAUCAUUCGUGGAGAAAGGAGAGCCAAAAGGCUUGUACUUAAACUUCCAGCUUCAUAUAGGUCACCAAUCUUGGCAAAAAACAGUGACACCUUCAAGAGCAUACCCCACAAAAGGAAGAUGGUUGUCGAUUAUGCAUUUUUUAAUGAACUUCCAAUGGAAAAGGAAAUCUAUAAAGACUAUAAGACAACAAUUACAAGGAAAGAAAUGUUGACUAUGUCUGGUGACACUCACAUAGUGAGCAACAUUAUUGAUGCUUGGUCAUACAUUAUGAAUUUUGAGAACUUGUCAAGAAAAGAUACAGCACCAGGAAGAUUUUUCUUCUCCACAUAUCCAUUUGUUAUAUUAUUUGGAAAUGCAUACACUGAGAAGCAAAAGGAAAUUGAUGCUUUUUUGGAUAGAUUACAAAAUGAGUUGAUCGAUCAAAGUAACACAGAUGAUACUGAUUUACUUUGCAAGAUAAAAAAAUUAAGCAUGGUUUUCUUCCCUGUAGUUAGAGGUGAUCAUUAUUAUCUUCUUUGCAUUGACAUGCAAAAAUCAGCUUUUGAAUUACUGGAUAAUAGAAUUUUGGAAGAAGGAAUAUCCUUCAAGAACAAAUAUGAUAACCACCGAAAACAACUGUUGAGAAUGUUCACCAAAUUCCUUCGGAAUAUAGGAUAUGACCAAGCAAAAGCAGACAAUUUGGAGAAAAAAUCAACAAAAACAUUAAACAUGAAAUGGAGAAGCAACAAAAACUAUGAUGAUUGUGGAAUUUUUUUAAUGAAGCAUAUGGAGACGUAUAAUGGAGAGAAGGACACAGAAUGGGAUUGCGGAUUACAAACUAAAUAUGAAGUGCAGCUCAAGCAGCUUAAAAAGCUUCGCGUAAAAUAUUGUGCAAAGAUUCUAUUGCAUAAGGAAAAUACACUUCAUAACCAAGUCUUGAAAUAUGCAAGGGUACAUUCAAAGGAGAAAGUUGAAGAAAAAAGAUGAUCAAAUGAUAGAAAUGAUAGUUGUUUUGGGUGAUCAAAGGAGAAAGCUGAAGAAAAAAGAUGAUCAAAUGAUAGUAGCUUACAUAUAAUUUGAAUGUUUCAAAACCAAAACAAUAGCUUACAUAUAUCCAAUAUUUCUUAUAGUUGAAAAAUGAUAUGUAAAUUGAAUUCAUAAAACUACAAGUGUUGACUUACACGA
This is a messenger RNA of Chenopodium quinoa (quinoa), 4973 nucleotides long. RefSeq lists its product as uncharacterized. Gene Ontology annotation, molecular function: cysteine-type peptidase activity. The transcript has 11 exons. The record is from RefSeq and is a predicted model, not a curated record. Bases 3144 to 4775 code for a protein of 543 amino acids. Lineage: Eukaryota; Viridiplantae; Streptophyta; Magnoliopsida; Caryophyllales; Amaranthaceae. Gene Ontology annotation, biological process: proteolysis.